Molecule: messenger RNA, 2070 nt
Organism: Cyanidioschyzon merolae strain 10D
Lineage: Eukaryota; Rhodophyta; Bangiophyceae; Cyanidiales; Cyanidiaceae
Product: glycerol-3-phosphate dehydrogenase
Exons: 1
Coding region: 1-2070 (689 amino acids)
Biological process (GO): glycerol-3-phosphate metabolic process
Cellular component (GO): glycerol-3-phosphate dehydrogenase (FAD) complex; mitochondrion
Molecular function (GO): glycerol-3-phosphate dehydrogenase (quinone) activity
Source: RefSeq, a predicted model, not a curated record
AUGAUGCCCUGCGUUCGUAUGAGGCGUUCGUUUUCGAAAAUAGCGCUGUGUUCCGCUGCGGCUUUUGUUUCGUCUGCAACGGUGCUGUUGCUUGGCGGGUAUGACUCGCGAUGGUACACCCCUUUGGUUGCGAGAGCGCACUCGGCUAGCGUGGCGUCUGUGGACCACGGGCCGUUGCCGGUGCUCGAGACGCCACCGCGUCGUCACGCGCAGCUGCGAGUGUUAAAAGAGAGCGGCAUGCGUUAUGAAUCUGUCCAAAAACGGAAAGCCGAAGCUGGAGGCGACGGCUCAUCAAAAGAGGCUAUGAGUGCAGUGGUACCGAGCGCUUUGCCGGAAGACGGCCUCUUCGAUAUUCUCGUCGUUGGUGGCGGCGCGACCGGCUCCGGCGUUGCACUCGACGCAACGCUCCGUGGACUCCGAGUUGCUCUAGUAGAGCGGAACGAUUUCGCGUCUGGCACGUCGUCUCGUUCGACGAAACUCAUUCAUGGUGGUGUCCGGUACUUGGAAAAGGCGUUCUUUCGUGCUGACCCUGCGCAACUAAAGCUCGUCUUCGAAGCUUUGCAUGAGCGAGCGAUCAUGCUCCGUCAAGCGCCUCACUUGACACAACCGCUGCCGACGAUCCUGCCGUGUUACAAAUGGUGGGAGAUCCCAUUCUAUUGGGCUGGGCUCAAGGCCUACGACUUUCUGGCCAUCGCAGGCAAUGGCGCGCUCUAUAUGAGCAAGUUCCUCUCGGCGGCGGAAGCGCGGCGUCAGUUUCCGACCCUUUCAGCGCGCCGUGGCCGGGACGGCGCCACCCUCAAAGGCAGUAUUGUGUACUACGAUGGCCAGAUGGAUGACGCGCGAUUCAAUGUGACGCUUGCAGUGACGGCGGCGCUACACGGGGCAGUGAUUGCAAAUCACACUGAAGUUUCGGGCUUGAUCAAGGAUGCCUCAACUGGAAAGGUCAUUGGCGCAACAGUUCGUGAUCGUUUCACCGGAGAAGAAUUUCCGGUCUACGCGCGAGUGAUUGUGAACGCAACCGGCCCGUUUGCGGAUCGGAUACGAGCGAUGGACGAGGGACCUGAGGCGCUCGGUCCCCAACGCAUGAUAGUUCCGUCAUCUGGGGUGCACGUUACUCUGCCCAGUUACUAUUCUCCGGAAGGCAUGGGUUUGAUUGUACCAAAAACGCGCGACGGUCGGGUUGUCUUCAUGUUGCCAUGGUUGGGAUCGACAAUUGCCGGCACCACGGAUUCAAGCACGGAGAUUACGGACAUGCCACGUCCGCAUGAGGCGGAGAUUGAGUUUAUCUUAGACGCGCUUCGUGAUUAUCUGAACGUGGAAGUGCGUCGAAAGGAUGUUCAGAGCGCAUGGAGUGGUAUUCGACCGCUUGCAAUAGACCCCAAAGCGAAGGACACACAGAAUAUCCUUCGUGAGCACACAGUCCACGUCUCUGGCUCGGGUCUGCUGACCAUCGCGGGUGGCAAAUGGACGACUUACCGAAAAAUGGCACAGGACACUGUGGAUACUGCUAUCAAAGUUGCAAUGUUGGAGUCUCGCGUGAAGCACAAGUGCUUGACAGAGAAGGUCAUCCUCACCGGAGGUCAUACUUAUGACCCGUCGUAUUUCGCUUUUCUCACGCAGCACUAUGAAAGAGUGAAAUACUCUGUCAGUAAGGGUGCCAAACUCCAGACCACGACGCUGGACGUAGACAUAGCGCAACAUCUUGCUCGAGCCUACGGAGAUCAAGCUUACAAGAUCUGCGAUAUUGCGAGCAGGGAAGAUGCUGGUUACGGCAAACGCAUUGCGCAUGGCUACCCGUAUAUUGAAGCAGAGGUCGUGUACGCAGCUGAAAACGAAUACUGUGAGACAGCCCAGGACUUUUUGGCGAGACGCUCGCGUCUUGCGUUUCUGAACGCCCGGGCGGCGAAAGAGGCGCUUCCCCGCAUCGCUGAGAUUCUCGCUGAGAUCCACGGCUGGAGUCGCACCCGCUUGCAGACGGAAAUGAAGGAGGCAAUGGAGUUUCUCGAGACGUUUGAGUCCGGUCGUACGACUGGUGAGGUCGGUGAACAGGUUGAAGCAGUGGCCGCAUAA